AUGCCGCCGGUGUGCUUCACUGCAACGUGGGAGGCUGUUGAGCAUGGAAAUCGGAAGCUGAUCGGCGUGACUUCCAUGUACAUUUUCUUUGUGUAUGGCUUGUCAAUUUUACUACUGGAGAAGCUUUACUUGAUCCUCAAGGAUAUAGUUCCACUUCCUCUACGUGCCGCAAUCUACGUUUUUGUAUGCUAUUUUUGGGAGUUCAGCACUGGCCUAUUCUUGAAGCGCUGGGAUGCCUGCCCAUGGGAUUACGAAAGUUAUUUCCACUAUCAUUUCAUGGGACUUAUUACUUUCGAAUAUAUUCCUGUAUGGUACAUAUCGUCGAUAGCUUGCGAGCGAUUCCUAAUUCGUUAUGCACUUCAGUCGGCU
Ostertagia ostertagi is the source of this 369-nucleotide messenger RNA. NCBI's taxonomy places the organism in Eukaryota, Metazoa, Nematoda, Chromadorea, Rhabditida, Trichostrongylidae. The record is from the annotation of a GenBank genome assembly.